AUGUCCUCAAGGUCCAAUUCUCCUCAUAGACCAACAGCCAAAAGGUCACCAUCAAUUCUUGUUACUGACUCAAGAACUCAUGUAAUUAAAGGUGCUAGAGCGCCAUUUGCUGGUAGUAAUUUUAACAAGCAACAAAAUCAAUCUGAUACUGUUAACUUAAGAAAAAAAUUGUUACGGAAACCUAAUAGGUACGCAGAUAUAAGUGUUGAUAAAUUAUUAAGUGGAUCAAGUGAUAUACCGAGUGGACAACGAAGAAUACCUCCAUCUUUUAGUCCACCUUUUAGUGGUAUGAACAGUCCGCACUCACCAACGUUAAGUCCUCGUCAUACCUCACCGCCUCCCAUGGAAGUGGAUAAAAGGAUGAGAUCUAUUCCAAAAUUGUCCAAUCCUUUACCUACCAGAACGUCGAAGAAGUCCCAAAAAUUGGUCUUAAUUCCAGACGAGUCCAACGAAGUUACAUACUUGUCACCUCCUGAAUAUCCAUCAAUACAGAGAUCAAGGGCUGAGACUAUGCCAAAAGAACGUAGAGCUCAAGAGUUUAGUCGUAUGACAGCUUAUUUCAUAUGUGAGGAGUUUAAUUUGGAAUUAUUGAAGACUUUUUUGAUUAAAAAACAUCAAGUUAAACCUAGAAUGUAUGAUGAAACCCUUUAUGUUCCAUAUUCUUUACCAUUAUUACCUGGGACUGACGGAUACAGAAUCAAAUCUAACAACUCACAGAAAUCUCAGAUUAACAAGAAAUUCAUGGAAAAGAUUAUCAAUAAAUCUGAGCAGUCGGAUUAUCUUUAUGAAUAUUACUCUGGGGUAGAGACUCCAGAAGAUGCAAAUAAUUACUCCAUGGAUCCAGAAACUGAAAAUGACAGUGGUGCGUUCGAUCCCUCAGAACCCCAGUACUUUGCUCCCGAACAAGACGAAGAACAGACAACUCAAGAACAAACUUCAUCUCCAACAGCAACAGAGGAUUCUACUACAGACAAAGAAGACUAUGAAUUAUCAAAGCAUCAUGGUGAAAUGUUUAUAUUUGAUUAUGGUAUCGUUGUAUUCUGGAAUUUCAGUGAAACCCACGAAAAGAACAUCUUGGCAGAUCUUUCGUUUGUUUUUUAUGAAGAGGAUGUUCCCAUCAUGAUAAAUCCCAUUGACGAACAAGACAUUGAGACUGAGGAGUUCCAUUUCGACUAUGACGAAACCAUACAUAGACCAAGAAUUUAUAAUGAUAUGAUCACCUUAAGGUCAGCAGAUCAUUUAAUCAAAUUAACCAUGAGUCAUGCCAUUGCACAACUGACAAAGCUAGGAUUAUUUGAGAGUAGAAUGAUUAACAUUUUGACAAGUAUUUCAAGAUUACCCAAAAAAUUAGCUUUGACAGGUGAAUUAGGUUUAAGAAGAGACCAAUUAUUGAAGAAAUCUGGAAAAUUAUUCAAGUUAAGAUCAGAUGUUAAUCUAUCAGGAUCAAUUCUAGAUACUCCUAACUUCUUUUGGGAUUUUGAACCGGCUUUACAUCCUUUAUAUUCUGCUGUUAGAGAUUAUUUGGAUAUCGAUCAAAGAGUUCAAGUGAUCAACGAUAGAUGCAAAGUGUUCUUGGAGUUCCUGGAUAUUGUGAACGAUUCCAUCAAUGAAAAGAAUACCAGUAGAAUAACUUUCAUGUUCAUUCUUAUCAUCUUCCUCAGUUUGUCAGUCAGUUUGUUCGAAUUCGUCCUCGAAGUCAUAUAG
Messenger RNA from Yamadazyma jaroonii, 1704 nucleotides. Lineage: Eukaryota; Fungi; Ascomycota; Pichiomycetes; Serinales; Debaryomycetaceae. The record is from the annotation of a GenBank genome assembly.